CACCAUCACAAAACACGAAAACACGGUUAUUUUGACGAGACGUCGUUUUUUUGUUGCGUACUUUAUUUCACAAAAACGGAGAAUUGUACAUAAAGAAUCGAUAAAUAUUGUAUUUAAGGUGAAACACCGAAACUUUUUGUACAAAUGGAAAGAGAAAUUCGAAGAAAAACUGUAUAAAUUAAAGUAGAAAAUCGUGAAUGAAAAACUUUGUUGAUUACAACAAUAAAAGCAAAGAGGAAAAAAGCGUGUGCUGCAGCAGCUGCUUUGUUGCGCACACACACACACGCACGCACUCGUCCGCAGCCAGCCACAUUAAGACGGCGGCACACACACACAUGUACUCUUCUCACACCCUUGUCUUGUGUAUACAAAAUAGACGCUAUGAAAUUAAAGUGAAUGAAGUGGAGAACAGAAAAAAAAACUAAAAAAGAAAACAACACCAAAAUAAAUAAAUCAAACAAAACGUAAUUGGAAUUUGAAUUUUUCUAACAAACAUUUCUAUGAAAGCUAAAGCUUGAAUCAGUUUCAUUUCAAUUUCGAAACAGUGUUGGUCGAACAACAAUAAUAAUAACAACAACAACGGAGACUACAUCAAUACGGACAACGGCUGGUGGUGGUGAUGUUAUUCUCGUCUCGUAAGAAGAAGCAUUGGAUAUCGGAGCAGUUGUUGUUGUUGGUAUGAUGUGUUUCAUCGUCGCUCGUUGCUGAUACUUUUUAAGAUAUCGCCUCAAAUUCUUUGUGUGUGUCCCAAAAGCCGAUACUUUUCAAAGCCUCUGUUUUAAGGGAGGUUGUUACGCAUGCGAUUAAUGGCCGAAAAUGGAAACUUGAACAACAACAUUAUUAACAAUUACAACAAUACUACUAAUUUAAGACACAUCAAUAACACUGUGGCACCACCACACAGAGGAGAACUAAGGUCAAAUAAUUUCGAGGCAACAACAAUAACCCCGACAUUAACUAUUCUGGACCAAGGUCGCAGUGAAAGAGAUGCGACACAUUUUCGCUUGCGGGACGGGGCCACAGAAGCAUCAGAGUCGAUAACUUGUCUUAGCUGUGGAGAGGUUUUCAAGAGCACAUCCUUGCUACAGGUCUUUGAACACUAUUCGGAACGUGUUCACAUUCGCAAUUUUUCCAACUGCCUUUAUUGCCAGGGAAAGGUGUACUCGUACUAUCACAACCAAGGCCAAAGAGUAAAAUACUACCACAAUUGUCUGCGCUGGAAGAGGGGUGAAGAUCACUAGACAUGGAAUACGAAUACUACGAUGUGAUUCGUAGUGGAGGCAGUGAUGCGGAUGUGGUGUCAAUUGCUGAGCAACGAGAGAGUAUAAGUGCAGAAUCGGCUGAAUCCGAGUACUCGGAUAAUGGUGGCGGAUUCGAAGACGAUGGAAGCAGUAUUAGUUCGCGCAAUGCCAAUGGCAGUUCAGGUGGUUUUGGCAAACGUUGGUCCAAAUCAGAAGAUACUCUAUUGAAAACGCUAGUCGAACAGCAUGGUGAUCGAUGGGAUCUAAUUGCACCACAUUUCAAGGAUCGCACCGAGCCGCAGGUGCAGCAGCGUUGGGCCAAGGUUUUAAACCCAGAGCUAAUUAAGGGUCCCUGGACCAAGGAAGAAGAUGAUAAAGUGGUCGAGUUGGUAAGGCGUUUCGGUCCCAAAAAAUGGACCUUAAUUGCCCGUUAUCUCAAUGGACGCAUUGGCAAGCAAUGUCGUGAACGUUGGCACAAUCAUUUGAAUCCUAACAUAAAGAAAACGGCAUGGACGGAAGAGGAAGAUCGUAUUAUCUAUCAGGCCCACCUGCAGUGGGGUAAUCAAUGGGCCAAAAUAGCCCGGCUACUUCCUGGGCGUACAGAUAAUGCUAUUAAGAAUCACUGGAAUUCCACGAUGCGCAGAAAAUAUUAUGACAAUGAACGUAAAUCAAAUCGCCAGUGCACCGAUUUGAAGAGUUCACGUUCCCAUCUGAGAACGUUGAUUAAAUCUGGUGCUCCAAUAACAUUGAAUCCCGGUUUAGCUUUGUCCGCUCAAAUUUUACAAAGAGCUCAACAGGAUAGUAAUGCUGCAACAGCGGCGGCCGCUGCGUCAUCUCAAACGGAUAAGGUACAGGAGACGGUCAUAAAUCAACCUGUUAACACCCGUGCAGCGCCCAAUAUCCUAAAGAGGGGCAAAACGCAGCAUCAUCAGCGUAUGCAACAAACCAAUGCCGGCGAUGUUAAAUUACCCGAUUCACCGGUAAUGACACCCAUCAAACCGUUGCCUUUCUCGCCAAGUCAAUUCCUUAACUCUCCAUGUCUAACCACAUUUGAGGAUUUGACUUUCCGGGCCAGUACACCUGUUCACAAGAGUCACAAUAGAAUUAAUACUGAAACUAAAAAGGAGGUGGAAAGUUCCUCGAUUGAGACGCCGCAUAAAAGCUUCAUGGGACCCCGUACCCCAACACCCUUCAAAAAUGCACUGGCUGCUUUGGGUAAAAAACGUCGCGGUGAACGUUACAUUCCCCCAAGUCCAUCUAGUUUGGCUGAAGAUCUAGCCGAAAUCAUACACGAGGAACAGUUGAACGAUACAAAUCAAUCCAACAGAACAUCGGUGGCGAUUAAGAAAGAAAACAUUCCGGUGAACAGGACAGCCGGUGGUGGCACCAACUCCCAGUUGCCACCUCCAACGAAAAAGGCACGAAAAUCCCUCAUCACCAGUUGGGGUGAGAAUGUAAUGCCAAGUCAUAGUUACAGUGAUAUGAAACUGGAGAGGAAACCGCUGCCCUAUGAAACGGAAACACCCAGUAAAUUCUUAAUAUCGAGUGAUUCCAUAGCCUUCUCACCGUCAAGCAUUAUGAAGGACACUCUGUGCAGUGAGUCAGAUUUGCUACUGGAUGAUCCGCGAGAUGAUGAGGCUAAGAAGGAGAACAAGCCACAGCCGGACACUGUGGCACGUCAUCGCAAUCACCAUUACCUAGAUCCCAAAUGGGAAAAGUUGGCAUGCGGCCAGACCAAGGAUCAGCAAUAUAUGGUGCAGCAAGCCCAUGCAUGCUUAAAGAAUCUCGCCUUAAUGCCACGUUCGCUGAACUUUGAGAAACAAAAAUAAUCAGCACAUAACCAAAAUUAUGCGAAAACUAAACAUGGAUAUAUUUUACUUUUUUUGUAGAAUUAAAAUUGUAAUAUUACUGCUGUCGAAAAAUCGAGAAACAAAUUAUCAAAAUAUUUGGUAUUUCUAGUUUUAAGUCCAAAGAUUUUAUUUUUGUAUUGCAUAACUUUUGAAAAAAAAAAAAAAAAAACAAUUUCGUUGGAAUGAAAAAGAAGAAGAAAAUUUGUAUGGUAUACCUUUAGUUUAAGCUAAAAUUUAGAUUACAAUAUUAUAAAUUGGCCCCCACUCCCCCAUUUCAAAUUUUGUUACCAUAAUGGUUAUUAGAGUGAAUAUAAUAACUGCUCCUAAAUACUUUCUAAGCAAAACAAACAAAACUAUUUUUUUUUAACCUGAGUAUCCUCUCUAUACACAUACAUACAUACACACAUAUAUUGAAUGAAUAAAAUUGCUGCAUUGUAUAUUUUUUACUUUAAAUAAAUCAUAUAUUUGUAUUAUAAAA
Messenger RNA from Musca domestica (house fly), 3569 nucleotides. It is a transcript of the gene Myb, whose product is annotated as myb protein. Lineage: Eukaryota; Metazoa; Arthropoda; Insecta; Diptera; Muscidae. The record is from RefSeq and is a predicted model, not a curated record. Gene Ontology annotation, biological process: regulation of DNA-templated transcription. Gene Ontology annotation, cellular component: nucleus. The transcript is spliced from 2 exons. Bases 1244 to 3070 code for a protein of 608 amino acids. Gene Ontology annotation, molecular function: RNA polymerase II cis-regulatory region sequence-specific DNA binding; DNA-binding transcription factor activity, RNA polymerase II-specific.